Molecule: messenger RNA, 1867 nt
Organism: Symsagittifera roscoffensis
Lineage: Eukaryota; Metazoa; Xenacoelomorpha; Acoela; Convolutidae
Product: dnaJ homolog subfamily A member 2-like
Exons: 8
Coding region: 109-1446 (445 amino acids)
Biological process (GO): protein refolding; response to heat
Cellular component (GO): cytosol; cytoplasm
Molecular function (GO): ATP binding; Hsp70 protein binding
Source: RefSeq, a predicted model, not a curated record
GAGAACUAACAAAUUAAAUUAUCUCUUGUUUUUUCAGAGCGUUUGCCUCGAGCGCCCUGUCAUAGCAGUUAUUUCUGAAAUUCAAAAAAGAAUUAUAACAGCAGCAUAAUGGUGGCAGACACAGCUUUGUAUCAAGUACUGGAAGUGAGCCCCAAUGCGACAGAUGCACAGAUUAAGAAGCAGUACCAUAGGUUGGCUAAAAAGUAUCAUCCGGACAAGAAUCACCAGGGAGCAGCUGAGGCGGAGGAGAAAUUGAAGGAGGUGAAUUUGGCGUACGAGGUGCUGAGUGACUCAUCUAAGAGGGCCAUGUAUGACAGGUACGGAAUGGAUGCAGUCAAAGACUCGUCGGGAGGUGCUUCGGGACACAUGGACGAUGUAUUCGGACACUUCUUCGGAUCCUCGGGGGGCAUGGGAGGUGGCGGCGGACACCCCUUUGAAGACAUGUUCUCUCCCUUCGGUGGGUUUGGCGGCGGAGGAAGAGGUAGACGCCAGCAGCCAACCAAGGGCAAAGAUGUGAUACACCCCCUUAAAGUUAGCCUGGAAGAUCUCUACAAAGGCAAGACGAGCAAAAUACAGCUGAACAAGACAGUUCUUUGCAAAAAAUGCAAUGGACAAGGAGGGAAGCCUGGAUCUGUGAGUGUGUGUCGCGAGUGUGAGGGUCAAGGACGGGUUAUCAAAGUUCGGCAGCUGGGACCUGGAUUCGUGCAACAGUUCCAGACAGAAUGCUCCGCCUGUAACGGACAAGGAAACAAGAUACCGGAGAAGGACAAGUGUAAGACGUGUAAUGGGUUGAAGGUGGUCAAAGAGGUGAAGAUUCUGGAGGUUCCCAUCAAGAGGGGAUCCAGACACGAUCAGCGAAUCACUCUCAGGGAAGAGGGAGACCAACAGCCUGGUAUGGAGCCCGGAGACGUGGUCAUUAUCUUGGCAGAACAAACGCACAAAACCUUCACGCGGAAGGGAGAUCACUUGAUCUACAACAUGCAGCUCACACUCUCAGAGGCUCUCUGUGGAUUCGACCACGUGAUCAAACACCUCGACGGACGCACAGUUGUCUUGUCCAGACCAGCCGGCCAGGUAAUGGACAACAACGGACUCUGCAUAGUACCGGGCGAGGGCAUGCCCAAAUAUGGAAAGGCUGCUGACCCCGACACGGGCUUGGUACCGAGGGGUGACCUGUACGUAACAUGUGACGUCAAAUUCCCAGACAGGAUUGAAGACUCAGAUAAACUAGAGAAAUUUCUACCUGCUCGGCCAGUUUACGACAUGACACCUCAUGGACCAGAAGGAGUGCUAGAAGACGUGGACAUGAUGGAAUAUGACGUGGAGGCCAAUGGAGCUCACGCCCACCACCACGCCCACAGUAGUCCCUUCGGGGGCCCAGGAGGCGACUCAGACAGUGACGAUGACGCGGGGGGUCCUAGAGUACAGCAAUGUGCGACUGCUUAACCGUUUAGAAAAGACUUGUUCUACAAGGAGAUCAUAACAAGAAGAAAUAUCCCGGAUUUGAUCAUCAUAAUCUGACGCAAUGUACCAAUGGUACUAAUUUGAAGAUCCAAGAGGGAUGUUGUUGUCCUUCGACAAUGCUGCGCCUCAAUAACACAGCUGACGUAUCCCUAAAAAGUGUUUUUGUUGUGUAAUUUGAAUGGAAUACAACUAUGGAUCUAUAAUCAAACAACAGACAACAGCUGAUCCAGUUGCGCAAUUCAUGUUCUUUGAGAAGUCUUCUCAAAGUCAAUUCAUAUGCUACCAUCUCGUUUUUUUUUAUUGUUUCAAAUUAGUUCUAAUGUACUAUUAUUAUAAAGCCACUGACGUUGACACAUGAAGGAAUUCAAUGGUUCAUAUUAUAAUUCAAGCUAUUUAAAAUUAA